AUGAGCUACUACUACGGAAACUACUAUGGCGGCCUUGGCUAUGGCCUUGGAGGCUUUGGAGGCCUGGGCUACGGCUAUGGUUCCAGCUAUGGCCUUGGAGGCUAUGGUGGUUACGGCUAUGGCUACUCCCGUCCCUCUUUCUAUGGCAGAUACUGGUCCUCUGGGUUUUACUGA
Molecule: messenger RNA, 174 nt
Organism: Jaculus jaculus (lesser Egyptian jerboa)
Lineage: Eukaryota; Metazoa; Chordata; Mammalia; Rodentia; Dipodidae
Product: keratin-associated protein 19-9b-like
Exons: 1
Coding region: 1-174 (57 amino acids)
Source: RefSeq, a predicted model, not a curated record